CGUUGUUGCGCCAAGACUUGUCUCCUUUAGCUGGCUGACCCAUCAUCAUGUUCAGAGCCGCCGUCCGUCUUUCAGUGUCCGGUGCCCGGAGUUUGACCUGGACACGGCUUGGGUGUACAGCUCCCCUGGCUCAGAGGUGUUACUCACAUGGUGGGAAGCAGGAGACGGACGACGAGUUUGAUGCCCGCUGGGUUAACUAUUUUAACAAGGCGGAUAUUGAUGCAUGGGAGCUGAGGAAAGGGAUGAACACGCUGAUUGGAUACGACCUGGUACCUGAGCCAAAGAUCCUGGACGCUGCCCUCCGAGCCUGCCGCAGGUUAGACGACCUGGCUAGUGCCAUCCGCAUCCUGGAGGCUGUCAAGGACAAAUCUGGCCCCCACAAAGACAUCUACCCGUACCUAAUUCAGGAGCUGCGGCCAACAGUAGAUGAGCUUGGUAUCUCCACACCUGAAGAGCUUGGCAUGGACAAAUUAUAAAUGGGUAGGUAUCGAAUGGACAUGCAGUGACCGGCAACCUGAAUUCCAGAUGAACCUCGACGUAGAGGUCUUCUCGGGUCUAAAAAUUAAACGAGGACAACCAGACCUCGACCCAAUUUGGACCAGAGUGACGAAAAUAAAUUGUUUAUCAGCUAAGUUGCUCUUCUGGUUAACAAAUAGGUAUUCAUAUGUUGGCUGGGCCUUCUAUAAGUCAAUAAAUGCACCUUUAUUAGCAUAAAAUAAAUAUGCUAUAGGUUAUGCAGAGCUGUGGUCGAGUCCACUCGGGUCUAUCAGCUGUAGUUACAUAGAUCUGAUGACAAUCAAACAGGACCCGGAUCUGAGAGCAAACGGUAGAAUUGUGGACCUGUGAAGACCUUUAACCCCCCCCCCCCCCCCCAGCACCUACAGUCCUACACCCUGGGCAGUCUGUAGACCUGAGAUGAUUGGAUAGGUGUAAGCAAUGUGGUGGUAGCUUCAUCUUCGAUUGGCCGGGUGGAAAUGCCCAGCGGGUUAGUGCUAUUGUUAUAGCACCCCCAAUUGUUUUUAACCAAUGUCAUCAUUUCCUCAAAGUUUGUUGAAUAGCCUAUCAGUAUUGAAACGCAUCCUCCAAUUGCAACGUCUGCCUUUGCCCACACAUUGUCUUUAAUACCCUCAAAACACUAAGUUCAGCAUAGGCUACCUCAUUUCAAAAUCAGCCAUAAUCAAUGCCAGCGUUGAAUGUUUGGACUUUUUUUUUUACCGGUGAAACGUCCAAACUACAUCUCCUAUGCCAAUCGGUUUGGUGAGCGAGUUAGAGGAGACGGUGUUAACAAACUGUUAGCCUUCCAUGUAUUUUGUUUCAAUCAAAGCAUAUAUUCUGCCUAGUGGCUCUGAGUUUUGGCGCAGAAGAAGAAUGCCACCUCAGCUAACCAUCCUAAAAUAUAAUCUCAUUAGAAAUUAAUGUUUGUUGUCUAACAGUAACGUUAUAAGCCUACUAUACUAUGCUAUUAUAUUCGGUUAUGUUCUGUAAAAUACCAAUUUAAUAAUUAUGUGAUCUUGUAAGACAUUGAUUGAGCUUUGAUCUAACUUUACUAAACGAUCCCCAUUGUGAGAAGUGAUGACCUUCCAUUUUGUAAUAAUAAUAAUAAUAGUGAUGAGUAGGACUAUUAGAUUUAGGUAACAGGCCUUGAUGAGAUGUCAUGACUUUCGCUUGAAAAACGAGAAAAAAGUGGCAAUAGUACUGUUUGUCCAUUUUGAGACGCCGUAGCCAGUAUAGACGUUUCUCAAAAUAGUCAGAAUUAAUUUAAGAUUACUCAAGAAAUCGGUCAUUAAUUUAGAAGUUUUUGCCGACGAGAUCUUAGUCGCGCAAUUUUACAAUUAAGAUGUUUGGUGCAGUAUUUUUUCAAGAAAAAAUGUAUGAACACUCUCGUUGAAUGACGACAGACUUUAUUGAAGAAUCCCUACUGUUGACCAAUCAGCCUCCCGAGUGGUGCAGCGGUCUAACAUGCCAACCAGACCGCGUGCAUGUUGAUAUUGUCCCCCCCCCCACACACACACCAGAUGCGAUCAGGACACGCAGGUUGAAUUAUCAAAACAAACUCUGAACCAAUUAUAUUAAUUUGGGGAACAGGGUGAAAAGCAUUAAACACUUAUGGCAAUUUAGCUAGGUCCGGUACAGAGUCAAUGUGCGGGGGCACCGGUGUCGAGGUAAUUGAGAUAAUAUGUACAUAGUUAUUAAAGUGCUCAUGCAUAGAUAUUAACAGAGUAGCAGCAGUGUAGUGGGGGGGCAAUGUGAAUAGUCUGGGAAGCCAUUUGAUUAGACGUUCAGGGGUCUUAUGGCUUGGGGGUA
This is a messenger RNA of Salvelinus namaycush (lake trout), 2304 nucleotides long. RefSeq names its product cytochrome c oxidase subunit 5A, mitochondrial-like. NCBI's taxonomy places the organism in Eukaryota, Metazoa, Chordata, Actinopteri, Salmoniformes, Salmonidae. Gene Ontology annotation, cellular component: mitochondrial inner membrane. Bases 48 to 476 code for a protein of 142 amino acids. Gene Ontology annotation, biological process: mitochondrial electron transport, cytochrome c to oxygen. The record is from RefSeq and is a predicted model, not a curated record. The transcript has 4 exons.